Molecule: messenger RNA, 1451 nt
Organism: Moneuplotes crassus
Lineage: Eukaryota; Ciliophora; Spirotrichea; Euplotida; Euplotidae
Source: the annotation of a GenBank genome assembly
AAAUGAGUUCAAACUCCGGAUAUAAUGGGCUUGCCCCCAGUAAGUUGGGAUUCACAGCCAAGGCUGACCUGCCUGGGCAUAUAAAUAUCCUAUUCAGAGCCCGUCCACCCUUGCAAUAUGCAGAUCCAUUAGAAAAGGAGCACCAUACAAAGUAUGAUUUAAUUAAUGAAGGUAAUGCUUCUUUAGAAGAGAUCUUUGAAGAAGGGCCUCCUCCAGAACGCAUCUGAAUGGAAACCCCGGCUGAGCGUAAGGAAAGACUUUGGAAAGAGAGCAUUAUUUCUAACUAUCUCAAGGUAAAGGAAGAGCGGGAGAAGUAUAACCCUAAAAAAGACAAGGAAGCUACAGAAGAUCCCUAUAAAACUCUAUUCAUUUCAAAGCUUAACUAUAAGACUGAUGAAGACAAAAUCAGAGAGGUAAUGGAAGAGUUUGGGCCUGUAAAGAAACUUAGACUGGUAAGGAACAAAAAGACAGGCAAGUCAAGAGGAUACGCCUUUGUAGAAUUUAAACAUUCCAGACAUUGUCAAAGAGCUUACGAAAAGAAUGGAAUGAAAAUUGAUGGAGAAAGAGUCUUCAUAGAUUACGAGCAUGGUAGAGUUGAGAAGGACUGGUUGCCUAAGAGACUAGGUGGAGGUAUUGGAGAUAAAAGAAGAGACAGACGCAACGAGAAAAAGAUCAGGCAAGUAAUUAAGGAGUAUAAAAGAAGCCUCAAGGAAAAAUCUAAGAAGGAAGCCAACGAUACAGAGCCUACUAAAGAUAAAAAGCAUGAGAAAGUUAAUCAUAAAGAGGAAGAAAAGGAAUCAAACCACAAGAGACAAAAGGUGAGUGAAAAUGAAGAAGUCUCUAAAAGAGCUGAACAACCUCAAAAAGAGCCUGAAAAACCUUCAGAAACCCCAAAAGACCCAAUUCCAGCUCCUCCUGCUCCCACCACUACUCCAGCUCCAGCUCUUAUCCCAGCUCCAGCUCCUAUCCUAGCUCCAGCUCCUAUCCCCGCCCCUCCUCCAACCUCCACUCCUCUCCCAGCCCCUUUACCACCUCCAUCUUCAACCCCAGCUCCCCUAGCUCCAGCACCUGCUCCUUUACCCCCUCCACCCACAAUUACUGCUCUUCCUCCAGCUCCAGCACCUCUUCCUCCAGCUCCAGCACCUCUUCCUUCAACCAAGACGGCUCCUCACCAGGAAGCCAGCCUUCCUGAAUUGGCCCAGCCUUCAAGCCUGAAGGCUGAGGAGAAGCCAAGAGAGGAAGUUAAGUCAAGCGUGGAGGCCAGUGCUGCUGCUCCCACAGACGUAGCUCCAAAGAGCACUCCAGAAGAGAAAGAAGCAAGGAUAAGAAGGAUAGGCAUAAAGACAAGAAGAGAAGAAGCAGAGAUAGAAAGAGCAAGCAUUCUGAUAGAAGCAAAGAUAGAGACAAGAAAGAAGGAUAGCAAGAGAAGAAGAGAUGACAGAAGUUAUUAG